AUGGGGAAGAAUCGGGGCCCGAGCGCAUUUUUAGCGCUUUUAAUUCCUGAAAGCCGGUUAUCUAUCUAUCUAUCUAUCUAUCUAUCUAUCUAUCUAUCUAUCUAUCUAAAUCAUUUUAAACCUGUUCACUAUCUCUCUCUUACGUUUCGAUAUCUAUCUAUCUAUCUAUCUAUCUAUCUAUCUAAACCUUAUCUAUCUAUCUAUCUAUCUAUCUAUCUAUCUAUCUAUCUAAAUCUGAAUCUGCCUUCCAUCUAUCUAUUUAUCCAUUCUAUCUAUCUAUCUAUCUAUCUAUCUAUCUAUCUAUCUAAACCUGUUCACAUUAUCUCUCACUUUUACUCUCUCUCUCUCUUUAAUCUAUCCAUCUUGUCCUUGGUCGCGUCUAUAACUGAAAUUAGUAAGGGCUAUCUAUCUAUCUAUCUAUCUAUCUAUCUAUCUAUCUAUCUAUCUGAAUCUGUUCAUAUCUAUCUAUCUAUCUAUCUAUCUAUCUAUCUAUCUAUCUAUCUAUCUAUCUAUCUAUCUAAAUCUUUUCACACACUCUCUCUCUCACUCUUAGUCUCUCUUUCUUUCUCUGUAAUCUAUCCACUUUUUCCUUGGCCGCGUGCAUAG
This is a messenger RNA of Acanthosepion pharaonis, 606 nucleotides long. NCBI's taxonomy places the organism in Eukaryota, Metazoa, Mollusca, Cephalopoda, Sepiida, Sepiidae. The record is from the annotation of a GenBank genome assembly.